GCGGCGCCAUGUUUGGCACCGGCUCCAGGAGACGAACACGUUGCGGAGGAGGAGAAGUUUCGCUGCGGGUCGAUUCUCUGCGGACGAAGCUUCUGGUCUGAUUCCCUCGAGCACGCGAACCGGAGCCAAACAGCGCUCCUCGUGCCGGGGCCCAGUCUCCACCAUGGCAGAUAAAAACACCAGGAUCGCCAUCGUCAGCCACGACAAGUGUAAACCCAAGAAAUGCCGUCAGGAGUGCAAGAAGAGCUGCCCCGUGGUGCGGAUGGGGAAGCUGUGCAUCGAGGUGACGCCGCAGAGUAAGAUCGUGUGGAUCUCUGAGUCUCUGUGUAUAGGCUGUGGAAUCUGCAUCAAGAAAUGUCCGUUUGGAGCGUUGUCGAUCGUGAACCUGCCCAGUAACCUGAAGAAGGAAACCACUCACAGAUACUGCGCCAACUCCUUCAAACUGCACCGGCUGCCUAUCCCCAGACCUGGUGAGGUUCUGGGUCUUGUGGGGACCAACGGUAUCGGGAAGUCCACAGCUCUGAAGAUUCUGGCUGGAAAACAGAAACCCAACCUGGGGAAGUACGACAAUCCUCCCGACUGGCAGGAGAUCCUGACGUACUUCAGAGGAUCCGAGCUCCAGAACUACUUCACCAAAAUCCUGGAGGACGACCUGCGGGCCAUCGUGAAGCCGCAGUACGUGGACCAGAUCCCGAAGACCGUGAAGGGGUCAGUAGGAGCCAUCCUGAGCAGGAAAGACGACACAGACACACAAAGCAUCGUCUGUGAUCAGCUAGACCUGACUCACCUGCGGGAGAGGAACGUGGAGGAUCUGUCGGGCGGCGAGCUGCAGAGGUUCGCCUGCGCAGUCGUCUGCAUCCAGAGGGCCGACAUCUUCAUGUUUGACGAGCCGUCCAGCUACCUGGAUGUGAAGCAGAGGCUGAAGGCCGCCAUCACCAUCCGCUCCCUCAUCACCCCCGACAGGUACAUCAUCGUGGUGGAACAUGACCUCAGUGUGUUGGACUACCUGUCCGACUUCAUCUGCUGCUUGUACGGAGUCCCCAGCGCCUACGGUGUGGUCACCAUGCCCUUCAGUGUGCGAGAGGGUAUCAACAUCUUCUUGGACGGUUACGUUCCCACAGAGAACCUCAGGUUUCGUGAAACCUCAUUGGUUUUCAAAGUGGCUGAGACGGCCAAUGAGGAGGAGGUGAAGCGACUCCGGCACUACCAGUAUCCAGACAUGUUCAAGAAGAUGGGCGAGUUCGAGCUGGAUAUUAAAGGAGGAGAGUUCACGGACUCUGAGAUCAUGGUGAUGCUGGGAGAGAACGGCACAGGGAAGACGACCUUCAUCAGGAUGUUGGCUGGAGGACUCAAACCUGACGAGGGAGGUGAUGUUCCCACCCUCCUCGUCAGCUACAAGCCUCAAACCAUCAGCCCCAAGUUUAAGGGCAGUGUGCGAGCUCUGCUGCAUGAGAAGAUCCGAGACGCCUACACUCACCCUCAGUUCAUCACAGACGUGAUGAAGCCGCUUCAGAUCGAGAGCAUCAUCGAUCAGGACGUGCAGAUCCUGUCUGGUGGCGAGCUGCAGCGAGUCGCUCUCACUCUGUGUUUGGGGAAACCAGCUGAUGUUUAUCUGAUCGAUGAACCGUCGGCCUACCUGGACUCUGAGCAGAGGCUGAUGGCCGCCAGGGUCAUCAAGAGGUACAUCCUCCACGCCAAGAAGACUGCCUUCGUGGUGGAGCACGACUUCAUCAUGGCGACCUACCUGGCCGACAGAGUCAUCGUGUUCGACGGGAUUCCCUCCAGGCAGACCGCCGCCAACACGCCUCAGGGUCUGUUGGCAGGAAUGAACCGUUUCCUGGCGCUGCUGGAAAUCACGUUCAGACGAGACCCAAACAACUUCAGACCCCGGAUCAACAAACUCAACUCCAUCAAGGACACUGAACAGAAGAAGAGCGGAAACUAUUUCUUCCUUGACGACUGAGACCACUUCCUGUGGCGCCCCAGCACCACUUCCUGUGGCGCCCCAGCACCACUUCCUGUGGCGCCCUUCAUUCAGACUGUGUUCAAAUGAUAAACAACUUUAUUCCACCACA
Platichthys flesus (European flounder) is the source of this 2075-nucleotide messenger RNA. RefSeq names its product ATP-binding cassette, sub-family E (OABP), member 1 (gene abce1). The transcript is spliced from 19 exons. Gene Ontology annotation, molecular function: ribosomal small subunit binding; iron ion binding; ATP binding. NCBI's taxonomy places the organism in Eukaryota, Metazoa, Chordata, Actinopteri, Pleuronectiformes, Pleuronectidae. The coding region runs from base 164 to 1963 and encodes 599 amino acids. Gene Ontology annotation, biological process: translational termination; ribosomal subunit export from nucleus; translational initiation. The record is from RefSeq and is a predicted model, not a curated record.